Molecule: messenger RNA, 822 nt
Organism: Neoarius graeffei (lesser salmon catfish)
Lineage: Eukaryota; Metazoa; Chordata; Actinopteri; Siluriformes; Ariidae
Product: coiled-coil domain-containing protein 106-like
Exons: 4
Coding region: 1-822 (273 amino acids)
Cellular component (GO): nucleoplasm
Source: RefSeq, a predicted model, not a curated record
AUGGAGGGAAAGGAAGAAACAUCUUCAUCCUCCAGGAAAAUGCAAACCCGUUCUGGACCUCUAAAAGAUAAUGCUGGCAAGAGGGGCCGUUGUGAUACAGAGUAUGACUCUUCUGGUACUGUGCAAAUGGCCCCCACUGCCAAACUCCAGAAGCACAAACAUGACCUGGAGCUGGCUAAAAUGAAAAUAACUUGUCAGGAAGACUUGAUCAAAGAGCUAACCAAGGAGAUAGACUUUUUAAAAGACCAGCUGUCUCAGAUAUCAAGAAAUGUGAGAAACCCAUCCCCUGAAGCAUCCACAUCACAUGCUAAUUUUUCUGCAUCUUCUAAGUCAAGCUCAGAGUCUACCGACCCAUCCACAGACACUUCAGACUCAUCAGUCUCCUCAAGUUCCUCUACUUCUGAUGAUAGGAAGAAGAGGAAGAGGAAGAAGAAGAACACAAAGAAGAAGGGGAAGAAAGGAACAAGGGAAAGACAAAGCAAAUGGAGCAGUAUUUUAAGAGCUCGUGGACCAGAUGAGGUAAUUGCACGUUACUGGAAGGUGUUGAAGGCCUAUAAGAAGAAGAAGAGCAUCACUGCUGCUUGCAAAAUAGUGGGAGUAGAUCGCAACACAAUUACACUGAAUGCACCAAUUGCAGAGCCUUCCAUUGCUGCCCCUGAGAAGUUCGCUGAAUUCAAAGAAGAGCAUUCCACAAAGCAGAAGCUUGGUGAUUUUGCUGGGAAAUGUUUGGAUGGCAUCCGUGACAACCCAGAUAUUGAGCGUAAAGUGCAGGCACUUAAGAAGGCAAGGCAACUGUUGCCUGUUGGAAAGGGGGACUUUUGA